This is a messenger RNA of Exophiala xenobiotica, 1782 nucleotides long. Its product is annotated as ribonucleoside-diphosphate reductase small chain. Gene Ontology annotation, molecular function: oxidoreductase activity. NCBI's taxonomy places the organism in Eukaryota, Fungi, Ascomycota, Eurotiomycetes, Chaetothyriales, Herpotrichiellaceae. Gene Ontology annotation, biological process: deoxyribonucleotide biosynthetic process. The coding region runs from base 165 to 1412 and encodes 415 amino acids. The transcript has 7 exons. The record is from RefSeq and is a predicted model, not a curated record.
CUAGCGCGUGACCGCGAUUUCAAUUAAAACCCGUGCAGUCUCCGGCUUUUCCAGCAUUGAUUCCUCUUCCAUUCCUCGCGUCUCACAACGACCCAGUUGAUACCUCCCAGUACCUCUUUGCUUUAUUUCUUUGUUCUCAAUUGCAUUGACACACCACAGAAACAAUGGACACUCAGAUCACGCCGUCAAAGCAGGCGGCUUCGAGCCUCGAGAACCUCAAAUUCAAGGACAGCCCCGUCAAGAAACUCGACUUUAAUGUUGAAGACAAAGAGAAUAACCCUACCACUGUCGAUGUCGCGAUAAACAUGACUGAAAAGGUCAACGUGACGAAGGUCCAAGAGGACGCACCCAAGCCUGAAGAGUCAAACCGACCCAAGACUAUGAAAGAGCUGGAGGCUGAAGAGGAUAUCCUGAAGGAGAACCCUCAUCGUUUCGUGCUCUUCCCCAUCAAGUACCAUGAGAUUUGGAAUCACUACAAGAAGGCCGAGGCGAGCUUCUGGACAGCCGAAGAAGUCGAUCUCUCCAAAGACCUCCAUGACUGGCACAACCGUCUGAAUGAUGACGAGAGAUACUUCAUCUCUCACAUCUUGGCUUUCUUUGCUGCUUCAGAUGGCAUUGUAAACGAGAAUCUGCUUGAGCGCUUCAGCGGUGAGGUGCAAAUUCCAGAGGCCCGCUGCUUCUAUGGUUUCCAAAUCAUGAUUGAGAACAUCCACUCAGAGAUGUACUCUCUGCUCAUCGAUACCUACGUCAAGGAUAAUAAGCAGAAGACCUAUUUGUUCGAUGCUAUUGACACCAUCCCUUGCAUUCGCAAGAAGGCCGACUGGGCAUUGAGAUGGAUCUCCGAUGAAGAAUCGACCUUCGGUCAACGACUUGUCGCUUUCGCCGCAGUCGAGGGAAUCUUCUUCUCCGGCUCAUUCGCUUCCAUCUUCUGGCUCAAGAGCAAAGGUCUGAUGCCUGGCUUGACCUUCUCCAAUGAGCUCAUCUCCCGUGACGAGGGUAUGCACACAGACUUUGCUUGCCUGCUCAUGCAACAUCUCAAGCACAAGCCGGCGCCCGCACUCAUCGAAAAGGUUAUCACUGAGGCUGUCGCCAUCGAGAAGGAAUUCCUCACUGAUGCUUUGCCUGUCGCCCUUCUCGGCAUGAACGCCAAGCUGAUGCAACAGUAUAUUGAAUUCGUCGCUGACCGCCUGCUACUGGCAUUGGGCAACAAGCGCUACUACAAUGCGCAAAAUCCUUUCUCAUUCAUGGAGAACAUCUCUCUUGCCGGCAAGACCAACUUUUUCGAGAAGCGUGUUGGCGAUUAUCAAAAGGCUGGCGUCAUGACCUCCAAGCGGGAAGAGAAGCCCGCCUCUCCUGGGGAGGAGAAGACUGAAACAGAUUCCAACGGCCUCAACUUCAACGAGGAUUUCUAGAUGUUCACAACUUGUCACGAUCAUUUGUUUUCACGGCGUUUCAUGAAGGCGUCGGUGGGAAAGACAUAAAUCCGGUUCAUAUGGCAUCUACCUCUACUUCAAAUACCCCCUUGCACCAUGGUCAAGGACGGCAUGGAAAACAAAACGGUUCAUAGGUGCUAAGCAUGGGUUUACUCUUAUUCAUGUCAUAGACCGUCUGGGGCCCGGUCUAAUUUAUGGGGUGUGCAUAACUGUGGUAGAAAUGGGAUCUGGGUCUGGUCUGGUCUGUGCUUUGGUUAUGACGAAAGCAUUCGCAUAGAGUUGCGAACACUAUAUCACAUGGUGUCUGUAGUAUAAAUACAGAGUCAAAUGAAAACUCUCCGUUCAUGCU